AUGAAAGGAACUGAAAUCGUACCUUUUCAAAAUAAAGAGUCAACAAAUAGUGUGACGAUCAGCUUCUAAAAUUUAACAUACUAGGUCAACGUUAAGAAUCCUUAGAAUGUUGUUGAGAACAAAUUGAUCCUGAAUAACAUUUCCGGAAUCUGUAAACCAGGUUAGGUUACUGCAAUUCUUGGAGCUUCAGGAGCAGGAAAAACAUCAUUACUCAACAUUUUAGCCAAAAGGAUAACUCCUGGAGGGAAUGUGACAUUGUAGGGAGCAAUUAAUGCAAAUGGGUAGCCCUAUAAUAGUGAUAAAUUUUCUCAAUUUUCAUCUUACGUUAUGCAGAAUGACGUACUUUUUGGAACUUUGACUGUACGAGAGACUUUAGAAUUUGUAGCGAAUUUAAAGUAUGCUGAUCCUUAAUAAAAGAUUGAUAAAGUGGAUUAUGCAUUAAAGACAUUGAAAUUAGAAAAAUGUCAACAUACAUUAAUUGGUAAUGCUAUGAUUAAGGGAAUAUCUGGUGGAGAAAGAAAAAGAACAUCAAUUGGAGUUGAAUUAGUAAGUGACCCAUUUUGCAUUUUAUUGGAUGAACCUACUUCAGGAUUGGAUUCAUUUACUGCUUUUGUCAUUAUAAAUCUGCUUCGAAAAUUGGCUCAUACUUCAGGAAGAACAAUAGUGUUUACAAUUCAUUAACCAAGUGCAGAUAUUUAUAUGUUAUUUGAUCAAGUGAUGCUUUUAGUUUAAGGCAAAUUCAUAUAUUAAGGCAAAAGAGAUGAGAUGGUUAACUACUUCAAAAGCUUAGGGUUUGAGUGUCCAGCUCAUUCCAAUCCACUAGAUUACUUAAUGAGUAUAAUGCACCAUGAUGAUUCAAAUCAUCCACAUUAUCAGACUCUAUUUUCAGGAUAUGGUUCAAAUUUUGUCUAGUAGAUUGAAAAUGAAAUCAACGCUAUUUAAGUCUAGUAGAUAUCAAGAUAGUCAAUUCAAACAUCAUUUGGAUUCUAAGUUAAGGAAAUCUUUAGAAGAGGAAUGAUUAAUGUGAAGAGAGAUAAGGUGUUAGUGAGAGGUAGAUUAGUAAUGACUAUUUUCAUCGGUCUACUGAUUGGAGGUAUAUUUUGGACAGCAGGAAGCGAACCUGGAUACAAAGGAAUUUAGAGUACAAUAGGAGUUUUAUUCUUUUUGGUGAUGAGUAGUUUUAUGGGAGCUCUAAAUCCUGUAAUGGUACAAUUUCCAGCUGAAAGAGAAGUGUUUUUAAGAGAAGAAAAUUCAAAGUUGUACUCUACUGCAGCAUAUUUUACUGGCAAAAGUUCAGUGGAAAUUCCAUUUCUAUUUGUGUUCCCUAUCAUUCAGUAGCUUAUUUGUUAUUGGAUGGUUGAUUUGAAUUACAAGACCGGAGACAUAGUAGUGAUAAACAUCAUUAUUUGUAUCAUGCUUGGUUUGAGUGGAAAUAGUUUUGGUCUGAUGACUGGAUGUAUGUUUAGUGAUCUUAAAGCAGCUGCUGGAUUUCUGCCUGUAGUAUUGAUGCCAUUGGUUAUAUUCUCUGGUUUUUAUGCUAAUCAAAAUAUGUAUAUGGAUUGGAUUGGAUGGAUCCAGUAUCUAAGUCCUAUGAAAUAUGCCUUUGAAGCAUUAGUAUGGAAUGAAUUCGAUACAAGAGAUGAUGAAUUCAUUGGUAAGACUAUAGAGAACUCUAACCCUAUUGAUACCUACAAUCUAACUUUAGGUCUAUGGAAAUGCUUGGUCAUUUUAGCUGCCAUAAUUUUGUUUUUCAGAUUUAUGGCUUUAAUGUUUUUAUACUUGUUGAGAGGAAAACAACAAUGA
Messenger RNA from Paramecium tetraurelia, 1803 nucleotides. RefSeq lists its product as uncharacterized. NCBI's taxonomy places the organism in Eukaryota, Ciliophora, Oligohymenophorea, Peniculida, Parameciidae. Gene Ontology annotation, molecular function: ABC-type transporter activity; ATP hydrolysis activity; ATP binding. The transcript has 4 exons. The record is from RefSeq and is a predicted model, not a curated record. Gene Ontology annotation, cellular component: membrane.